This is a messenger RNA of Notodromas monacha, 1206 nucleotides long. NCBI's taxonomy places the organism in Eukaryota, Metazoa, Arthropoda, Ostracoda, Podocopida, Cyprididae. The record is from the annotation of a GenBank genome assembly.
AUGACGCCUCUGUGGUCGCAGUUCGGAAACCGAGGGACGCAAUGUCGCUCGUCUCAAAUUUUCCGUGACUUUUUGGCGCGUGGAAGUUUUUGCCGAUAUUCCACGAAGUUGGACGCUACUCGCACUAAUACGGAUGAAGGGGAGUUCCGAGUUCUCGAUAUCGCCCGAAAGCGCGCUCCCCGGAACGAGCAACGUGAACGAAGAAAGAAAAAUACGCCUAUCUUACCGCCGAGGGCAGAUCGGAUGCCCAUAGAUCAGGAUUGGGGAAAUGUGUGGCCGACCUCAAGAACUUUCCAUCCGGCGACGGUCCCGUUGCCCCUUCGAAUGGGAUACUCAGAGAAGGGAGUCGCUCCCGGAAAAUUUGCGAACGCCGAAUUAAUGAAAAUUCCCAACUUUUUGCAUUUGACCCCACCGGUGGUUGCUCGUCAGUGUGAAGCCUUAAAAAAGUUCUGCACUUCGUGGCCAUCCGGAUUGGAAACUGAAAAAGAUGUUCAGCGACAUUUCCCGCUUGAAUUUGCCACCUGCAGUUACCUGCAUUCGGGAACUUCGAUUCGGGAUCCGAAUGCCAGGAUUGUCACUCUAAAGUUCAAGCUGUCGACGUUGAACCUCGAUAAACGAAGCAAGGAUAAAUAUCUGCGAUUGUUGGGUGAGAAAUACGACGCCAAAACGGACACUGUCACCAUAGUUGUGGACCGCUGUCCUUCUCGGCAGCAAAAUCUUGAUUUCGCCCGCUAUGUUUUUUCUGUGCUGUUCAUGGAAGCUAAGCAAGUUGAAGAUUGGGAAAGUGAGAAAAAGCUACAUGAUCUGGAGGAGUUUGUGUGGUCUGGCAGCACUUCGGAGAAUAAUGCAUUGGCGUUGGUGAACAAAAUCAAAGCCUCGAAGUCAUGUCCGAAUGUGUAUCAAAGUUUACCCAGUGAUCCCAGCGCGGACGAAUUUGAAAAACUGGAAGUGGUUCAGGAGUAUUCUCGUGUUUUGAAAACGGUGCUUGAGGACGGAGAAACGAACGAAAAUUGGGUCAAUUACGGAAAAGCGGUGGAAAAGCUUUUGGAUAUCCCUAGAGUCGAAUCUUCUCGAUAGAAUAAAAAUCGCUCAUUUUUCCGUGAAUUCUUGUUCGAGGCUUUGGAUUGGCCGUUUUGAAUGCAGCUGUGUUCAUGAUGCGAAUUGUGCGCGUGCCUAAUGGUAUUGAAUAUUUCGUUAUUCGAUAGA